AUGUCAUCCCUCAAAACACUGCAUCCCGGCUUCAGGCCUGGCAUGACCUAUGCCGCGGCAUGCCAAGUACCUCCGCUUACGGAGCUCCCUCCCGCACUGGAGCCCACUGAUUUUGGCCUCCUCCCACCAAUAAUGCAUUAUGGCUACAUUAUAGACAGGUCGCAGUUCUCCACUAUUGGGACAGCAAAAUUUGGAAUCACCCGCGAGACAAGUGGCGGCGGCUGGGAGGAGGUCGCACUGCACAUGGUCGCGAACGACAUUGCGGGCGCUGUCAUUGACUAUCCAAUAAAGGUAGUGCGGGUCUGCACAGGGCUAAAGAGACCCCUCAUUCUAUCCCUAUCUUCAAAUUGGUACCCCUGCGAGCAGUUGGAGGAGUUGGACGCGAGGUUGAACACUAACCACCACUGCCACCCUAUCAUGUCGUCUCUGAAAGAUAUUCAUCCCGGCUUCACACCCGGAGCGCCGUUCGCCUUGGUACGCCAAGUUCCCGCGUACGAAGACCUACCGCCAGUGCUUAAGCCAACCGCGUUUGGUCCCAUUCCUCCAAUCAUGCACUAUGGCUAUGUCAUUAGUUUCGAACAAUUCUUCGCAAUUGCAGCGACGCAGCUUGGGUUCUCCAAGGAGGUGGAUGGCCCCGCGUGGUCAGAGGACAUAGCAAUGCACCAAGUCGCCGAUCACAUAGCGAGCGAAGUGAUCCACCAUCCCGCAAAAGUCGCGUGGGUGUGCGUAGAUCGAAAACGGCCAUUCCUUCUCUCGCUAUGUACGAACUGGUAUCCGAGCCAACGACUGGAGGAGGUGGAUCCGAAGGUGCGGGAGUUUCUUGGUAUAGAAGAGAAGGGGAAGUGGUACUUGGAUGUUACGCAGAGGAAAUGGCGAGCGUAA
Molecule: messenger RNA, 882 nt
Organism: Sparassis crispa
Lineage: Eukaryota; Fungi; Basidiomycota; Agaricomycetes; Polyporales; Sparassidaceae
Exons: 4
Coding region: 1-882 (293 amino acids)
Source: RefSeq, a predicted model, not a curated record